CACUCGUCCGUCUUCUGAGCAGUAGUCCUUUGCUUCUGGUCCGUCGUCUACCACCUCGCCCCAUCCCCAGCUCCCAAGCCGCAGCUCCCCCGGCCAUGGCGGCGGCGGCGCAGAGGCUCCUGGCGGCGAGCACUAAGAUCGUAGGGGUCGGGCGCAACUACGUCGCCCACGCCAAGGAGCUCGGCAACCCCGUCCCCAAGGAGCCGGUGCUGUUCCUCAAGCCGACCUCGUCGUUCCUCCACGCGGGCGUGGCCACCGCCGCCAUCGAGGUGCCCGAGCCGCUCGAGUCGCUGCACCACGAGGUCGAGCUCGCCGUCGUCAUCUCCCGCCGCGCGCGGGAUGUCCCCGAGGCCUCCGCCAUGGAUUUCGUCGGAGGUUAUGCGCUUGCUUUGGACAUGACAGCAAGGGACCUUCAGUCUGUAGCUAAGUCUGCAGGUCUUCCUUGGACUUUGGCUAAAGCACAAGAUACCUUUACUCCAAUUAGUGCAGUGGUUCCAAAAUCAGCUGUUCCUAAUCCCGAUGAUCUAGAACUCUGGCUAAAGGUGGACGAUGAACUUAGGCAGAAAGGGCCUACAAGUGAUAUGAUAUUCAAGGUUCCUUUUCUAAUCAGUUAUAUCAGUUCGAUCAUGACAUUGAUGGAGGGUGAUGUGAUAUUAACUGGUACUCCUGAGGGUGUAGGCCCUGUCCGAAUAGGGCAGAAGAUCAAAGCUGGUAUAACUGGCCUCAUCGAGGCCGAGUUUGAUGUUCAGAGGCGCAGUCGUACAUUUUCUCCCUGAUGUAGCAAGCAAGAAAACCAUUGUCUGAAUGCAGCGUUGGAUUUGAUCUGAUCGUCGACUUGUGCUGUCUGCGAGAGGGCAGUCCUCAUGAGUCAUGACUGCCUUGUAACUGCAAUUCCGCGCACCAUUCUGGAGUCUCCUAUUGUGUGAAUUGUUCUUGUAAACUGGAAGUAUUGAUGGUCGGAUGCCCGAGCACACUAUACUUCUGUAGCUUAGUGUCUUGUGUUUCUGUCAGAUAAAGCUGUGAUCUCCCUCUUUCUGCAACAUGUUGCUGAAAGCACAUUCAGUUUAUGUUGAAUAAAUCGCCGUUUUUCCCCCA
Messenger RNA from Hordeum vulgare subsp. vulgare (domesticated barley), 1095 nucleotides. RefSeq names its product probable acylpyruvase FAHD2, mitochondrial. The record is from RefSeq and is a predicted model, not a curated record. Gene Ontology annotation, cellular component: mitochondrion. Bases 96 to 776 code for a protein of 226 amino acids. Lineage: Eukaryota; Viridiplantae; Streptophyta; Magnoliopsida; Poales; Poaceae. Gene Ontology annotation, molecular function: acetylpyruvate hydrolase activity. The transcript is spliced from 8 exons.